GGGGGAGUGUGCCCCGCGGACGGGUGUGCGCGGGUGUGCGGGAGCGUCUUCCACAGGGCUGUGCGGGAAUGUGAAAGCAUCAUCCACAGGGAUGUGCGGGAAUGUGAAAGCAUCAUCCACAGGGAUGUGCGGGAAUGUGAAAGCAUCAUCCACAGGGAUGUGCGGGAAUGUGAAAGCAUCAUCCAUAGGGAUGUGCGGGAAUGUGUGGGAGCAUCAUCCACAGGGAUGUGCGGGAAUGUGCGGGAGCGUCAUCCACAGGGAUGUGCGGGAAUGUGAAAACAUCAUCCAUAGGGAUGUGCGGGAAUGUGCGGGAGCGUCAUCCAUGUGGAUGUGCGAGAAUGUAGAGGAACAUCAUCCACGCGGGUGUGCGGGACUGUACAGGAAUAUAAUCCACGCGGGUGUGCGCGGGUGUGCGGAAGCAUCGUCCACAGGGGUGCGGGAUGCGGCGGAGCGCGGCGGCGUGCUGGGCGCUGGUGCUGUUGGCCGCCGCCUUCUGCGACACGGCGGCGGGCAAGGGCGGGCGCGGCGGCGCCCGGGGGGCGGCCCGCGGAGCGGCGCGGGGGGCGGCCCGCGCCCGGCCCAGGGCGGCCGUGCCCCGGUACGGCUCUGCCGGGGCCGCCCUGCGCGUGGCCGGGGCGGCGGCGGCGGGGGCGGCGGCCGGCGUGGCGGCGGGGGCGGCCCUGCGCCGGGCGCGGCUCUCCGGGGAGCUGCAGGCGGGGGACGGCGUCGAGUACCGCGACGGCAACUGGACGGCGGCCGCCAGCGCCUGGACCUCCGCCGCGCCCGCCGGGACCGCGCCGGGCCGGGCGCUGCCCUGGCUCUGCCCGCUGGCCGCGCUCCUCCGCCGCUGAUGCAUCCCGGGGGACCCGACCGUGCCCGGAACACCCAGGACGCCGCGAGGACCGGGCGCCCCACCGGGGGCUGAGCCCUGCGCCCCGGGAUAGCAACAGCUCCUGGGGCUGAGCCCACCCACUGCCAGCGGGGCAGGACCCCCGCGGGAGCCCCUCCACCACCUCCCCCCAUGCCGUGCCAAACCCCGCCGGCUCGGGCACCCCUUUGCACCGCGCCUCUGUCCCUGGCCUCGCGAGGACGAGGAGGCGACAAUAAAGCUGGACAAAAGCA
Molecule: messenger RNA, 1122 nt
Organism: Pseudopipra pipra
Lineage: Eukaryota; Metazoa; Chordata; Aves; Passeriformes; Pipridae
Gene: SPRN
Product: shadow of prion protein
Exons: 2
Coding region: 441-851 (136 amino acids)
Biological process (GO): protein import into nucleus
Cellular component (GO): nucleus; membrane
Molecular function (GO): nucleic acid binding
Source: RefSeq, a predicted model, not a curated record